AUGAUCCCCGACACAACCUCCUCCCCCACAAUUGGAUUGAUGCGGCUCCAAUUCUGGCGCGACUCUGUAACGAAGAUUCUUGCCGGCACACCACCAAAAGAACCCGUCGCUAUCUUGCUUGCGUCCGCCAUCUCCGAACUCCACGAGCGCACGCAGGGCCGCGCGCGCAUAAGCAAGGGCUGGCUGACCCGUAUAAUUAAUGCGCGGGAGCAAACCCUAACAAACGACCCGUACCCAAAUAUCGCCGCGCUCGAGUCCUACGCGGAGAAUACAUACUCCACCCUCAUGUAUCUCACUCUGUCGGCAUUGCCCAUGGCUUCGGUAACUGCAGAUCAUGUUGCAUCUCACAUUGGAAAGGCAGUGGGAAUUUCGGCCGUGUUGCGUGGACUGCCGUUUGUUGCGUUCCCUGCGCCGGCUGCUCAAGCACCUGCUGGCGGGGCUGCGGGUUCCGCGAUGGGAGGUGGUGCGAAGCAGGGGGCCGUGAUGUUGCCUCUGGAUGUUAUGGCAGAGACUGGUGUUAGGGAAGAGGAUGUCCUCCGGUAUGGAGCACAAGCUGAGGGUCUCCGGGAUGCGGUUUUUACUGUUGCGACACGGGCAAGUGAUCAUUUGAUUACGGCGCAGCAGAUGUUGAGCAAUCUCCAAGCUGGAGAGGAUGUCGGUCAUGAAUUUGAGCAUGAGGGCGAAGAGGGCCAUGAAUAUGAUUCCCCUGGUGCUCGGAGCAACGAGUCACCUCUCGAUGAGGUCAACCGGGCAUUUGGUGUUUUCCUGCCUGCGGUCAGUACUCGUCUGUGGUUGGAUCGUCUUCAGAAGCAAGACUUCGAUGUUUUCAGUCCGGAGUUGCUCCGGUCAGAAUGGAGACUUCCAUGGAAGGCUUACUCGGCCUAUCGACGGAAGUCUCUAGAUUGA
Penicillium griseofulvum is the source of this 906-nucleotide messenger RNA. RefSeq lists its product as uncharacterized. Lineage: Eukaryota; Fungi; Ascomycota; Eurotiomycetes; Eurotiales; Aspergillaceae. Gene Ontology annotation, cellular component: mitochondrion. The record is from RefSeq and is a predicted model, not a curated record. The transcript has a single exon. Gene Ontology annotation, biological process: mitochondrial respiratory chain complex I assembly; biosynthetic process. The coding region runs from base 1 to 906 and encodes 301 amino acids.